This is a messenger RNA of Daldinia loculata, 757 nucleotides long. RefSeq lists its product as uncharacterized. The transcript is spliced from 4 exons. Bases 1 to 429 code for a protein of 142 amino acids. The record is from RefSeq and is a predicted model, not a curated record. Lineage: Eukaryota; Fungi; Ascomycota; Sordariomycetes; Xylariales; Hypoxylaceae.
AUGAAGUCCUUCACUGCCAUCACUGCGGUGGUGCUCGGAGCUGCUGCUCGAGUAGCUAAUGCUCAAGGCUUCGUUUCCAACUGCACCUGGCAGACUGGCUUCAUGUCGGACAAUUACCUGGGAAUGUACUGCAACAACAACAACUGGGCCGAGUACAGCUACGACUGGACUUGGCUCGACACCAACGUUUGCCUAACCAACUACGGUGGCAAGCUCUACCCCUACGUCAGUGGAAGCUACUGGUCUACCUGUGGCAACUGCGCGGUUCGCGGGAGCAACGUCGACUUCAUCCUGACUUGUGACUGCCUCAAUGGGCAAGGCCGUUUCGCCUCUUCUACCUACGAUCUCAAUCGUGUUAUCUGGAAUCACGACGGUGUUCUAGGCUGCUUCAACCACAUCGGAAACAAGACAGAGAAGGGUCCAUUCUAGUCUAGAAUACUACUCGACUAUGUGAUAUACGCCAGGCUUCAAUUUAGAAUACGUGAUACCCAUGUCCGUAUUAUCCGUGUGCUAAGAAGUUUCGAGGAAUAGGGAGGCCGUGGCGAUGAACUGCCCAUGUAGUAGAUUAGCUUAUGAUAUAGUCACGCCUUACUAGGGCUGUGGUGCUUUGACUUCAAUUCAUUGCGAUACGAUUUGGUACAUACGUCCCACAGAUAGCAUCCUCAUACAAUACGUGCUUCUCAGGCUACUAAUUAUGCAGAGCAGAAUAUAUGGCUGAUUCCCUUUUGCACUCAUACUUACAGCACCUCGGAGUCAC